Messenger RNA from Suillus fuscotomentosus, 1570 nucleotides. RefSeq lists its product as uncharacterized. Lineage: Eukaryota; Fungi; Basidiomycota; Agaricomycetes; Boletales; Suillaceae. The transcript is spliced from 8 exons. The coding region runs from base 69 to 1193 and encodes 374 amino acids. The record is from RefSeq and is a predicted model, not a curated record.
AAUAAGUCCAGCACCCGAACUCUUCAAAUUCAUCUCUUCAACCUUUUCUUCCGUCAUUAUACUUGACUAUGUUCUUACCGACCCUCGUCUCUCUUUUUUUCAUAUCUUCGGCAACAGUCCAAGCUUCUCCAUGCGUCGCUUUUGAUGCCAAUUGGAACCUCCUUGCUUUCAACCUCAACGGCAAAGACUGGAACGCGGGCACCCAAGACACCUGGUCCAGCAGCACUGCAGCCACAGACAUCACAGCAUCCAACCGACCGCCGUUUGAUGCAGCUAACACUACAUGCUACCUCUCGCAGUAUGCCAACGCGAUCUAUGCCAUUAAUGCCGAUUCCAAGAAUCCUUCCUCUCUUUACAUCUACGAUGCGGCUGCAAAAUCAUGGUCCAUGCAAGCGGUCAAUGCUGGUUCUUUCGACUACACGUCUUUCGGCGCUAUUCUGGACCACGACACGAACGUCUUCUAUGCGUUGUCACAGGGAAACCUCUUCUCCCUAGACAUGGGUUUACUUAAUGCGGCCAAUAGUACACCAUUAAGCUGGACUAACGAUGAACAAGUGCCGUACCCCUCGAAUUACGUUCCAGUCAUGGCUCUUGCGCAAAAUCACAUUCACUUCCUAGACGUGCCCAACGUCCCUGCUGGGAGCGCAGACAUUUUCGUCAUUCAUUACUCCUACUUCCAACCGCAGUCUCAAGCCUACCCGCUCCCAGAUGGGAGCGCAUUCCCUACCACUUACGGCCAUGUUGCCUCAUUCUUCCAGGCGGACAACACAGUCCAGCAAGAGUUCGCAUUCAUUCCCGCAGAUUCCUCUGCGACGUACGUUGUCAAUGUUGAGACAAACACCACUCAGGCCCUAGCGGCGCCCACCACUAAGGACUCCAAAGCGACAUACUUUGCCGGUGUCACAGCUCUCGUGCAGCUCACAAGCAAUGGCACCGUGUCUUACCUCCCUUACCUUGAGGGUAACACGAGUACGAACAUCGCUGCAACAUGGGCUACUGUGAGCAACCUCGCGGCAGCUGCUCCACCGUCGUCAUCAUCCUCUUCGAGCUCCAGCGGGUCGAGUAGCAAUACUUCCAGCUCACACAGCACGACCAGUCCAAGCACCACUGCAUCUGGAGCCGCUUUGGGCGCAAGCGUGCAAUACAGCGUAUUCAUCACUUGUGUUCUGUGUUUCGCUGCGUUCGUAGUAUGAACACUACUAUCCUUUUUUUGAACAGUGAUGCUACAACUUCAUAUGGGACCUUUUACACACAUAGUUGGAGUACCCGCUGUGAUCCAGCAUAGGACUGAUUUUUUUUGGAAGUUAGACCAUUUUGUGACCUCGCAGUUCAGUGUUUAUUUCCCAGCAUAGUUUAAUUCAUUCCUUGUGUUGUCUGACAUGUUCUUCCUUAUUAUGGAGAAAUUGUGUUUAUUAGGUCUGGCGGAGAUUCCUUGUAAUUGUUUCUUAUAGUCUUAAGGUUUCUAAUGCUUCCAAGCGGUAAGAAACUUAAUGCGACUGGUGCAAACGUCUUCGCAGAAUACAAUCCUUGCACUUGCCUCAUGAAAUUAGCAAGAUUGCAUUACAAGGCG